This is a messenger RNA of Phytophthora sojae, 300 nucleotides long. RefSeq lists its product as hypothetical. NCBI's taxonomy places the organism in Eukaryota, Oomycota, Peronosporomycetes, Peronosporales, Peronosporaceae. The annotation marks the transcript as partial. The record is from RefSeq and is a predicted model, not a curated record. The transcript has 2 exons.
ACCAACACACACACACACACACACACACACACGCACACGCCAACUCGCCACAAAACACACCAAACAAAACCACACACAACCGCCUCACAGCGCCAUCCCUCCACACAUCGCCAAGCAAGCCUCCGCACCCAUUACAACGAUCACCAACACACACACACACACACACACGCACACGCCAACUCGCCACAAAACACACCAAACAAAACCACACACAACCGCCUCACAGCGCCAUCCCUCCACACAUCGCCAAGCAAGCCUCCGCACCCAUUACAACGAUCGUCCUCUCCACCAGCACAUUAG